Mya arenaria is the source of this 3815-nucleotide messenger RNA. RefSeq names its product zinc finger protein 239-like. Lineage: Eukaryota; Metazoa; Mollusca; Bivalvia; Myida; Myidae. The record is from RefSeq and is a predicted model, not a curated record. Gene Ontology annotation, biological process: regulation of transcription by RNA polymerase II. The transcript is spliced from 10 exons. The coding region runs from base 120 to 2060 and encodes 646 amino acids. Gene Ontology annotation, molecular function: DNA-binding transcription factor activity; RNA polymerase II cis-regulatory region sequence-specific DNA binding.
UGGACAUGCGCACCGCAACCUUUAGCGAGGACGAGAGGCCAUUUUAGCCAAAUAAGCAAUACUUUUGCUUGAAGUGCAUAGCUUCAUAGUACUGUUGACCUGUCUCGAGCCAAACUGCCAUGGAUGUUGAAGAAGCAGGAAUGUCAAACUCAGAUAUGGGAGAAGAAGUUAUGGUGAUGAUGACGGAUGAGGGUGUUCCUUUGACAAAUGAAGAGCAAGGUGGAGCUGAAUAUGAGGAAGUAGAGGGGAUUUCGGAGGGACAGCCACAAAAUAGUCUCACCCUGCAGGUCACUGAUGACCAAGAAAAUGCACUGGAUGCUUUCUUCCAGAUCAAUUCGUGGCCAAUUUUUAAAGAGAAUAAAGGUGAUUGUGGAGAUGGGAGCCAUUGGUUAACAUUGCAAUUGCAGCCUGACCAAGAGGCUGCUAUCGAGGCUUUCUUCCAGAUCAACAACUGGACCCUCAUCAAGGGAGUAUUGGAGAAUGAAUCACCCACUAAAAGCACGGACCAAGAAAUGUUACCAAACCAGGAACAUGAGGAGAAAGAGUCCGUUGUUGAGGAGGUGUCUGGUCUGAAGGAGAUCAAGGUAACGGCCCGAGACAACAAGGGUCACGCCCAGGUGAUCACGCUGUACUCCGAGGAUGGGACACCUACUAGCCAAGGCCUUCCACAGUCACUCAUUGACAGUCUCAACGCGGGGGGCGCAUCAGUCAAUGUGGAACACACUGGUGCUAAAGGCUCUCCACAGGUGAUAAUCCAGGAGAUAACACUACCCGAGGGAAUGAGCCUGGACCAGGGGCUCAUACUGGCCAACCAGAAUCCCACCGGCACCACCAUCCGUAGGGUCACACCCAGGGGAAGCAUUCGACCAGGGGAUAAAAUGUAUAAGUGCUCAGUUUGUGGGAAAACAUUUAAGCAAGCUCUCAGCUACAACGGCCACUAUCUGUCCCACUUUGGUGGUAAACCAUUCAAAUGUGAAACCUGUGAUAUGGGGUUCACACUAAAGGCUGCCUUGGUUGCACACCAAUCCAUUCACACAGGGGCCAAACCGUUUGUCUGUACCCUGUGUAACAAGGGCUUCAGACGUAAAGAUGACAUGGUAGCUCAUCUCCGUACACAUACAGGAGAGAAGCCCUAUGAGUGUGAGAUCUGUGGUAAGAAGUUCAAGUACCGAAACCAGAUCCCGAAACACCGUCGGGGCCACACAGGAGAGAAACCAUAUGAAUGUGUGGAGUGCAAGAAGCGCUUCACCUCGAGCAUCCACCUAACCAGACACAUACGCACACACACUGGCGAGAGACCCUACAAAUGUACAGUGUGUCCCAAAGCCUUCACCCAGUAUGGACAUUUACAAGCUCACUUGCGGAUCCACUCAGAUGAGCGACCGUUUGAAUGCGAAGUGUGUGGCCGCAAGUUCCGUGAAAAGAAAGUCAUGAAGAAGCACCUAACACUGCACACGGCUGAACGCAAAUUCAAAUGUCAGGUGUGUGGAAGGGGUUUCCUGCGGCAAAGUAACCUAGACUUACAUGCAGUUAUGCACCAGAAAGCACCUAAGGACGGGACAAGAAGGCCAAGACCUCGGCCUAAAAAACGUCAACCAGAUGCUGAGAUGAGAGAGUUUGUGACCAAUGUACUGUGUAAUGUUAGCAAAGUUGACUCCAGCAUUCAGACGGAGCCCAUGAAUACUAAGAUAAAGACAGAGACAUUAGAUCCCUCAGACAACUUGUCCGCCUUAGUAAACCUUGCUAUAGAGAAAAGUGGGGGGGUGCCAAGGGGAGGGGCCACUAUAGGUGACAUAUCAGACCUUCACGGUCUCUCCCCAGGGGAGCAGAUCACCCUUGUCAUGUCAGAGGACGGCAACUAUAUUAUUUCCAACCUGGACACGGGGGCGGUCGCUGAGGAAGUGGUCCAACAGCUGCCUGCCGACCACGCAGACCUAGUUAGCUCUGGUCAUGCACCAGGGCAGCAUACUGCGCAGUUCAUUGAGGUUGAUGCUGAAAUGGUCAUCAAGUCCCUGGGGAAAGCCUACGAGACGUCUGCUACAGAGACUGAAACUAGUUAACAUCAAUUGAUCUCAAUGAUAGUUCAAACACUCUGUAACAAAAUGUAUUUGGGUGUUAUAGUCUAUGUAAACAAAUGAACAGAUUCUUAGAAUGUUAAUUUAUUAGACUCUAACUACUUUACCACACUGAAAUCAAUAACUCGUGACAUAACUUAGAGUUGUAUUUUGAAAAAAAAAUUUUUUUUACAAUAUUUUUAGUUUAAUGCAUAAUGUACAUUUUCUGAUGUAGAAGUAAAUAUACUCGGUAGUGGAGUUUAGCCAGUUUAAUUUCCAGAUGUGUAAUAGUAUCAAAAGAUAAAAAUAUAAGCUUUUGUUAAAUCAACUAUACAUACCAGUAUGGCAAUUUGUUUUAUGAUGUAGAUUUUAGACACUUUGUAAAUCUUUAAAUUCGACUAUUUCUAUUGUGCGCAAGUAGUUCUUUAUACAAAUUUGAUAAAGUAAAUUAUAUUAAAUUAUCAGUGAUCUCUCUGAAAAUACCUAAUGAAUUUUGCAAGCUUGCUUACUUUUUGAUACAAUUAAUGUUGUCUGAUGAUAGUCAGCAGAAAACAUCAAUAAUUGAUAGGAUCUGCAUGCCGUACUCUUGAAUGAUUAAUGAUCACUCAGUUGGAGGCACUGAUCCCUUGCUUGCGCAUUGUCAUGUACAUUUCUUUCUUAUUCAUGGUUGGAUUUUAAAGUUAUUGGGCAGAAGUGAAUAGCACGAGUGUGUCGCACACAAAAUCUGUGUCCCUACCUUCAUGGCCUAGGUCACAUCAACCUGCUAAACUUAGUAAUUGAUCCCCCAUGCAGACAUGUUGCCCUUAAGACAGUUUCCCUACAUUCAAGUCAAGUCAAGGUCACAGCAACCUUCUGAACUUGGGAUGUUUUGCUAUAUAUUCCUUACUGAUAAUAGAUUGUGUCUGGUCCAUAUAUUUGAUAAUUAAUGAUUUAGUUUAGGUUUUUGCAUGUAUAAAAAUAAUCAUAGCAAAUCUAUCAUAUCCAAGCUAGUUAAGGUUUUGCAUGGAAGCAGACAUAGGGUUAAUAUAUCAGCAACUGUUUGAAGUAUUCCAUUGAGACUUUUAACAAUGGUACUCAACCAUUCCACCUACUUGAAUAACCAAGUUAGAUAACUCUAUUUUGCAUAUAUGCAAAUUAUAGCCCUUUAUUAUUUGACUUUAUAGAAAUUCUGGCUAAGAUUUUGCAUUUAACCACAUUUAAGUCAAUAGCUCAGCAAAUACAUCAUGUAUUGCCCAUUGUAUCACUAUCCAACACACUUGAUUAAUCAAGUGAGAUAACUAUCUUGCAUAUAAUGCAAAUUAUUGCCCUGUAUUAUUUGACUUAUUAUGGUUUUGAAAGUAAGGGCAUAUAAUUCAAUAACUCUGCAACUACUACAUGUAUUUCAUUGAAACUUUGUACAAUCAAGUAUGAUAACUAUCUGGAAUAUAAUGCAAAUUUUGCCGCUUUAUUUUUUAACUGGUUCAAGUUUUGCAUGUUAUUUAUUUUUACAGUGAUCCAUGCAUGUUUCACAAAAACUUUGCAGUCCUUGAACAUAAAAGUGACAGAACUAGUAAAGCACGCUGUCUCUGUGACAGCUCUUGCUUAAGUUUGAUGUGAUUUUUCAUAUACUAUGAUGAAUUUAUUAUGCAAAUUUUACUGUAUUUAUUGAUAAUUAUUAUGUUUUGUACAUUUCCUGCCUACAGUAAAUUUUAGGCAGUGUUAAACAUUCAUAUCAUCCUUGCUCAGUUUUGAAUUUUGGUUGAAGUAAAAAAUUAUGGAUUU